GUUUAAACCUCUCAACGAAAACAUAUUCAAAGUCCAAAACUAAGAAUAAAUUGGAUACCCGACGCCAACUGUCCCAUUCUUACUCCUAACCUUUUUAAUGGAUCACACCGUCUUCAUUUAUUACCUCCCCUCCCACCAUCAUUACACAGCUAACUCCUCCGAGGUCAAUUGUUUCCGCUCUCUCUCUGAGCUGUAGGAAGAAGAAGAAGAAAGAAGAAGUGAUGACGUCAUACCUGCUGCGCAAGCUCCAAUCGUUCCAGAACGGAACAUCCUCGUCGGCGGCGGAAACCGCCGGCGACGUUGUAAUAGAAGAAAUCCCUAAUUCCGACAAAACAGACGAGAUUGAGCGCAGCAAAGUUGGAAUCAUGAGGGCUGUCGUUCAGGCACAGGACCCCUCCGCUAAGGAUUUGGAUGAUCCGAUGAUGAGGAGAUUUCUCCGAGCUCGCGACCUAGACGUCGAAAAGGCGUCGGCUAUGCUGCUCAAGUACCUGAAAUGGAGGAAAGAAUGCGUGCCAAAUGGCGACAUUUCGCCGUCGGACAUUACAGCCGAUCUUGGACACAACAAGCUGUUUAUGCAAGGCCAUGACAAGACCGGCCGCCCAAUUGUAGUAGUUUUCGCUGCCCGGCACAAGCCUACAAAUGUCGAGGAUUUCAAACGCUAUGUCACUUUCUCCCUCGACAAGAUUUCCGCUAGGAUGCCGAGCGGUCAGGAGAAGUUCACAGCCAUAGCAGACCUGGAAGGGUGGGGCUACGCCAACAGCGACAUCCGCGGCUAUCUUGCAUCUCUAACCAUUCUGCAAGACUACUACCCAGAAAGGCUGGGGAAGUUCUUCAUCAUCCAUGUCCCUUACAUAUUCAUGACAGCCUGGAAGAUGAUCUAUCCCUUCAUAGACAAAAACACUAAGAAAAAGAUCAUUUUUGUCGAAGACAAGAAGCUGCAGUUGACGUUGCUUCAAGACAUCGACGAAAGCCAGCUUCCGGACACUUUCGGAGGGAAACUAAAAUUAGUGCCCAUACAAGACUGCUGAAGUUCAGCAAACAAAGCUACUCUACCAUUCAUAUUGUAGGGACACAUAAUAUACAGCAACUACAUUUCAAACAAGAGCCUGUAAUCGAAAUCUCGAAACAGCAGCAUAGGCAUAUAUGACUUAAUCAUAUGUUUCUCGAUUCUAAAGCAUAUAUUAUCCCCAUUCUACGCUAACAAGCAUCUUUAUAUCUAACGGCGAAAAUUUUCUAACAAGUGUAGUAUAAAGCAAAUCGAGUAUUUAUUCCUAUUCUUAGUACAAACUUGGCCAAAGGACCAAGAAACAACUAGCCAGCAGAAUUAUUUAGAAUCGUAAGAGUACCUUCGACUGCUGGAACAUUUGGAUCGGAGAGAGAAUAAAACCUUUUGACGAAUGAAAAUAACAAUUACAAGAGUAUAAAAAUGAGAAAUCUCCAUAGUUCUGGUUCUGCCAGGAUAGGGGGUAAAGCACAUCCCUUAUAUAUAUUAUCACGCUUAACCGAUCAGUAACUUGU
Molecule: messenger RNA, 1518 nt
Organism: Andrographis paniculata
Lineage: Eukaryota; Viridiplantae; Streptophyta; Magnoliopsida; Lamiales; Acanthaceae
Exons: 6
Coding region: 222-1028 (268 amino acids)
Source: RefSeq, a predicted model, not a curated record